GACAUACAUCCUCUUCUCUUCUGCUUCUUCUUUUCUUAUUCCUGAUAGUUAAUUAGUUGUUCAUGGGGAUGCGGCAGACAGGCGAGUUCGAGUUGCUCUCCAGGAUUGCAACCAACGACGGCCACGGCGAGAACUGCUCCUACUUCGAUGGCUGGAAGGCCUACGACAGCGAUCCUUUCCACCCCAAACAUAAUCCCAAAGGAGUCAUCCAAAUGGGUCUCGCAGAGAAUCAGCUCUGCUUUGACUUGAUUGAGGACUGGUUGAAGAGGAAUCCGGAGGCUUCGAUUUGCACGCGAGAGGGAAUUUCACAGUUCAGGGACAUCGGCAACUUCCAGGACUACCAUGGCCUCUCUUCCUUCCGCAGGGCCAUUGCCAGAUUCAUGGAGAAGGCGAGGGGAGGCAGGGCCAGAUUUGACCCCGACCGCGUCGUGAUGAGCGGCGGAGCCACCGGAGCGCAGGAGACCAUGGCCUUUUGCCUCGCCAACCCCGGCGAGGCCUUCCUCAUCCCGACCCCUUAUUAUCCGGGGUUCGAUCGAGAUUUCCGGUGGAGAACAGGGGUGGAGCUCCUGCCCUUCGACUGCUACAGCUCCAACAAGUUCAAGAUCACGCAAUCCGCGUUGGAGUCGGCGUACCAAGAGGCGGUAAAAAACAACGUAAGGGUCAAAGGAGUGCUCGUGGCUAAUCCGUCGAACCCUCUCGGCACCACCAUGGACAGGGAGACCCUCCGGUCGUUGGUCAGCUUCGUCAACGACAAGAACAUCCACUUGGUCGUGGACGAGAUCUUCUCCGGCACCGUGUUCGACUCCCCGGACUUCGUCAGCGUGGCGGAGAUCGUGGAAGACGAGCCCGGGAGGUUCAACCGCGACCUCAUCCACGUGGUCUACAGCCUCUCGAAGGACCUCGGACUGCCGGGGUUCCGCGUCGGCGUCAUCUACUCCUUCAACGACGCCGUGGUGCGGUGCGCCCGCCGGAUGUCGAGCUUCGGGCUGGUCUCGACGCAGACGCAGCAUCUGCUGGCGGCGAUGCUGGGCGACGAGGAGUUCACCUCGAAGUACCUGGCGGAGAGCCGGCGGCGGCUGUCGGAGCGGCGGAGGACCUUCGAGGCGGGGCUGAGGGAGGUCGGGGUCCGGAGCCUGGACAGCAACGCGGGGCUGUUCUGCUGGAUGGACCUGCGCCAUCUGCUGGAGGCGAAGACGGUGGAGGAGGAGCUGAAGCUGUGGCGAAUCAUCGUGCACGAGGUGAAGCUGAACAUCUCGCCGGGGGCCUCGUUCCACUGCUCCGAGUCGGGGUGGUUCAGGGUGUGCUUCGCCAACAUGGACAAGGAAACGAUGGACACGGCGUUGGGCAGGAUCAGGGCCUUCAUGGCCCGCGCCGAAAGGCACAGGGCGACGAACGAGAAGAAGAAGAAGUGGGCGGCGGCCGCGGCGCUGCGGCUGAGCCUGCCGCGGAACGGUCGGCGCUACGACGACAUUCUCAUUUCGCCGCAUCUAGCCAUGUCGCCCCAUUCUCCUCUCGUUCGCGCCGCCACCUGAUCGCCAUCCGAGCCAACUUUUCGAUUAUUAAAUCAUUAUUAUUGUCUUGAUUCUUUCAUUACCGAUACCGAUAGAUACUAGUUAAAAAUUCCAACAUGUGUUAGAAGAAAGAAGGUUGCUCAAACGAAAACGCAGCCACUUCGUUCUUUUUAUUUAUAUCAAUUAGAUAAAUGAAUCAAAUGGUAGAGUUCUUAAAAAUUGAAAAUUAAAAA
This is a messenger RNA of Zingiber officinale, 1744 nucleotides long. Its product is annotated as 1-aminocyclopropane-1-carboxylate synthase-like. The transcript has 2 exons. Lineage: Eukaryota; Viridiplantae; Streptophyta; Magnoliopsida; Zingiberales; Zingiberaceae. Bases 63 to 1532 code for a protein of 489 amino acids. The record is from RefSeq and is a predicted model, not a curated record. Gene Ontology annotation, biological process: biosynthetic process; amino acid metabolic process. Gene Ontology annotation, molecular function: transaminase activity; pyridoxal phosphate binding.